Porites lobata is the source of this 16038-nucleotide messenger RNA. The record is from the annotation of a GenBank genome assembly. NCBI's taxonomy places the organism in Eukaryota, Metazoa, Cnidaria, Anthozoa, Scleractinia, Poritidae.
AUGGUAAAAUCUCACGAUUUGCACUGUGAAGUUCAACUGCUAGAUGAUGAAAGUACCACUGUGGACCUAGACGUAAGAUUUUUAUGUUUUCUUAGGGGGCCUUUCGUGUUUUAAAAUGGCGCUCGAGUCGAGCAAGUCCUGUAACUUCUGUUUAUUUAAGGUUUUAAUUUGUAGUUUACUGUCUGUCGGAUCAAACGGUCUUAAUGAGCCAAAGGUUUUAAUUUCUAAACUUCCCUGUUUAUGAGAAGAUUAGUAGAAGGUCUAUAAUCGAUAAUACUCGGUCAAUUAAUUUUUGGUUUCUCUCGUGAUCAGUCAAUGACUUCAACGUGUUUGUUCCGUCCGUUCCAAAGGGAAAUUCAUUAUUUCAAAAUUUGAUUCUGCAAGCUCAGGAAACCCGCGCAUUGUUAAUAACUUACAUACUUCCUUUCUUUUCUUGUUGAUGUUUUAUAAUUUUGAAGAUGUCUUUACGUCCUUCCAGGUUGUUAUAGGUUUUCUCUAGUCCUCGCUAAGCGAGAAGUUCUCAGACGAAAUGAAUCAGGUUAACGAAUUAAAAAAAGAAAAACAAUUACAUUUUAAGACACUUCAAGAAGCCAUUGUGGCAAUGAUUUAUAAUUUUCUGUGUAUUUGAAACUUUCAUUGCUUGUUAAUACGAAACUUUUACAGUAGAUUUGCAUUAUUUUCCGUCAUUAUAUUGCUGAGGUCUUUACAACUGUUUCACGAAGCUUAUGUUUUUAAACCGUAUUUAUAAAUAUUUUGGUUACCUACAGUGUAUGUAUUGUAUUUUACAAAAUAGCCGCUUGGUAAUCUUUCUUUGUCCGAGGCAGUCGUUUGGAAAUUUAUCUUUUUCGUUCUGAUUGUGAUGAAAGCUGUUGUUUAAUCCUUGACAGGACAAUUACAAGCAUUGUUAACAGAGACGAUCAAUUAAAUAUUUUGGAAACAUUUCCGUACAGCCCUUUUUGUUUGUUAUGUAUGCAGCAAUUAUUUCAUGGUCCUACAGUGAAUAUGAAUUCAUGGAGUUGAAAAAUGUUUACAUAGCAAAUGUAUAUAUGGGGCUGCGCGGAAAUCUUAUCAGUAUACAUGUAUAAAUUUGUGGUUGGAUAGGAGGAAUAUUUAAUGAGUUUAUAAAUAUUGUGCCUUUUUAGAGGAGGAAGUGUAUCGUGAAUUUUGUGUAAUUGUACUUAUAAUCUACUAGGCUGAGAAAAAUCAUGUUGGUCCUUAUUUCACCUUAACCUUUUUCUUUGAAUUGUCAAAGUGACUAGUGAUUAUCUGCAGUUAACUCUAUGACAGUCAUGUGCAAUAGGCAUCUUUCACUAAAAUGGAUACCUAGGGUUGGUCCCUGCCUUUUUGUGAGCCAUAUUCUUUGAUGCUAUACGUACAGUAGGGUGGGCACCUCUCUGACAGGUAGCCUGCGAAAACAGCUGUCUCUUCUUGCUCCUCACCACUAGGGAUGUGACUCUAGGAGGGACGUCUGCACCUCAGCGACAGCAAUUCCUUACUGAUGAUGUAAAAAUCUGUCCAGAAUCUGGUCAGGAGCACUGUUUGGUUGAUCUAGUAGAAAUGUUGUGUGAGCUUCUUGUUUAUGAAUGAGAUACAAAAGACAAAAGGCCACAAAGGUCAAAUGUAACUGUGAUUACAAAACUGUCAGUAUUUGUGGAAUAUAUUCUUCUGAAGAUUAAGAUUGUGAGUUUUACGGCUGGAGCUCGUUCACAGAAGAACACAAAACCUUACCAAAAUUUAUUGAACCCUAUGACUACUGGAUUAGUUAUAAAGUAAAUAAACAUUGGUUUACCUCAUCAGUAUGGAAUUUCUGUUGCUGAGGUGCUGUCUCUCCUGACAAAACGUCCCUAACAGCAAGGAGAAAGGAGAGACAGCUGUUUUCUCAAGCUAUCUGAGAGGCCACUCAGGGUGGAAAGAAAGUCAGUUUUACAGCUUGCCAUGCGGGCAAGCUGUAGCUAGCAUGUACUAGCUCGCAAGUCAUUUCAACUAGCCCCAAAACCCUUUUUGAUUAGUAGGAUUGAUUACAAUCCUUUUGUAAUUUGAAUUCCCUCAAGAAACAGUACUUGCCUGUCGGGCAAGUUAAGAACAAAAAUCAUUCGCCUGAUAGCAAAGUCCACCAGCCCUGGGCUAUCUGACAUGACUUUCUUUGCACUCUGCUACUCCAACUCCAGUCCUAAUGGUGGCAAUCUUAGGGAGACCUUAUGAAAAAGUGUGAAUUGUUUAAAAAAAUGUGAAGUUUACUGAAGGUUACAUUAUUAUGCAUUAAAGAAUAUUGCCACUGUACUUAGUUUCUGCAGUGUAUAAACUGUUGUUAGACUCACAAAAUUAGAUAUUUUGGAGACUCUGCACAAGGUUUCCAUAGCACAUUAUAAGCAUAAUAAUUUGUUACAGUCGAACCCCGCUUUACAGACACCCGCUUAAUACGGACACCUCAUCAUUACAGACAAUUUGCUUUAUCCGUGGGGAAAGAAAGCCUUUACAUUUUCUCUAAAUUCAACCCUUUUAAUGCGGACACCCCGUUAAUACGGACACUUUCUAUGGGCCCUUCAGUGUCCGUAUUAACGGGGUUUGACGGUAUGUGUUUUAUUUUGUCCACAGCACUUUUGAUUUGUGAUGAGAUUUCUUGUGGAAUAUGUCAGCAGUGGAUGUUAUUUGAGAUCAAUUUUUUGAAAUCCCACCAUUGCUUAAUAUCAGAGUUGCUAUUACAGUUUUACUUGUGCCUUCUUAUUUUGUCAAUAUUGUGUCAUUUUUUCGUAGAAAAAUGCAAAGGGGCAAGUUUUGUUUGACAAGAUCUGUGAGAAAAUUGAAUUAGCUGAGAGGGAUUACUUUGGUUUACGUUACAUUGAUGAGAAAGAUGGCCAGGUACAGUAACAGCAGGAAUAACAUUGUAAAAAUAAAUUGGAAGAUACUGUGCAACAUAAAUGUUCAUUAUUGAUUUUUACGAAGUUUGUCAAAAUGUGCAUUGAAAAGGAUCAACCUGACUGCACAGUUUGUGUUACGGUAUUCUUACUGAAUCUUAAUAAUUGUUUUUUACAGUACAAUUGGUUAGAUCCACUUAGGCCCAUCAAGAAACAGUUAAAGCAUGGUAGGUGAACUGUAGCAUAUCCAGGGCUUCUGAUAGGGUGCGGCAAAAAAUGGGAAAUUCUGCGGCAUUUUCAAGGGAAAUUAUGCGGCAAGAAAGGUCUAUUAUGCGGCAAAUUAUGUGAUUUUUUUCUAAAACCAUUCCUAAUGGUUUUCUCAGACCUUUGGUGAACAAAAUUAUAUUUUCCAAGUUUUUCUUGUUGUUGUUAAUGACCCUUUUUUGGUUAUGCCCAGAUAUAGGUGUAUGUUCCUACACUGUAGUUAUCUAGGGUCUUAAAGAAGAAGUUCAUUCCAAAAUGGCUUUUUGUCUUUUUGCCAACAAAAAGGUUAAUACAAAGGAGGGUUACUCACUGAAAUUUCAGCUUCCAAAGACCUUUCCAACCCUAUGAAAUCCUCGUCUCAAAUUCGAGAUCUCACGGCCACCAUCAUUGAGAACUGUUAGGAGCCUGGUGAUGAGUAUGUGACGUCAGUGCACUCAACCUGAGUUUGGCGGGAGGAUUCAUGAAUAAGAUUAAAGCACUCAACACUUCUGCCGGAGCUGCACAAGGAGGCAAAACUCAGGUUGAGCGCUUGGACGUCACUUACUUGUCACCAGGCUGCUAGCAGUUCUCUAAGACGGUGGCAGUCGAAUCUGGAAUUUCAGGCUACUUCAGACAAGGAUUUCAUAGGGUUGAAAAGCUCUUUAGAGGCUGAAAUUUUGGUGAGUAACCUACCUUUGUAUGAUCUUUUAGUUGGUGAAACAAAAAAACUUGCCAUUUUGAAAUGAACUUCUCCUUUAAGGUCUGCUGGUCUUAGGAAUGCUAUAUCAUAUAUGGAAUUGCUGGAGGUUUUAUCAAAUUACCAAGACUCAACCUGGGGCAUUUAGCAUCCUCACAUACAUGUACUUGAUGAACUAAUUCAAAAUUCAACUUUGUUCAAAACUUGUUCACACCAAUGAUGUAGCUUUACAUGUACAAUGCUGUAGAUCAAAACAAAUCCUUUGUUUCUCAACAGAGCCUUAUCAUUUCUACUUUGCUGUCAAGUUUUACCCUCCAAACCCAACAGCACUUGUUGAAGAUAUCACAAGGUACAAAUGUAGCUUUAUUACCAAGACAAAAUAAUUACUUAAUUAACAAUAAUCAUUAAUUUAAAAUUAAUAUACCUGUGUCCUCUAUUUUCAUAAAUUGCAUAUUAUUGUCAGUUAGAAAAAAAAAAACAGAAGAAGGAUGGACACUGAAAAAAAUAAUAUUAAUAUUUUGAUCAAUUUCACUCUGUAAUAAAAAAUUGUAGAAGUAUACUUUAGCAGUGAUUUUGUUACAAUUUGCUAAUAGUGAGUCCUGGGACUCAUCUCAUGUCAUGAAAAAUCAUGAGCCCCAGUUCAAAAUCCAAUGAGGCCUAACUAUAUUGAAAGAUGCCAGAACUCUCAUAAAACCAGACAAUCACACUUAAUCUGUAGUCUACUCUCAAUAGCAAUGCACUUAUCCCUGUAAUACAUCAGGGGCACCCAACAACUGUUUUCUGUAAAAUAUCUGUUUGGAGAGGCAAAUAUUGCCUAGAAUUUUCUGUUACUUGAGGAUGGCUAAAAAUUUUCAUAUGAGUGUUCCAUUAAUGUACAAUAUUCAAAGCUUAUCUAAUAAAUUCCCUAUGAUUUUCUGAAGUUUAAUUUUUCACAUUUUACUCCCCAGGUGAGGCUAUUUUGCGUAGCCAAAAGGAAACCUGAAAAUUAAUUUUGUUCAGAUGAGAGAGGAAUUAGAAAAAUUCUCACUUUUGUAAAACAUUAAUUUUUUGCAUCUAAAAUGUUUGGGAAAGUAAUACUAGAGUCCUAAUAAAAAAUUAUUUUGAACAGACUCAAGUUGCCCUAGGGUGACCGAACAAUACAAAUUUCAUAGUGCCCAUCAAAAAGUACUCUUGAUAGCCUAAAAAGUGUUUUCAGUGUAUAUUGUGGGAGGAAAACCGUUGUUGGGUGCCCCUGAUGUACAUUACAGUGUAUUGAAAUUAAAUAAUUAUUACAGUCUUCUUGACAAAAAAAAAAAUAUUCUUGUUUCUAAUUCUUUUUAAUGUUAACAAUCCCUACAGCUUUAUACAAUCAUUUAGAAUAAAGCCUCUCAGACACAAACCACUGUCUGCCAUCUUGGUUUAGCAACAUGCUUUCCAUGGCAAAGAUAAAAUAAGCACGGCCACUUUUAACAAAAAAAUGCUGCAUGGAAAUAUUUGUGUCUAUUUGUUCAGAAAUUAUUCUUAACCUGUUUAAUGAGUGGACAAAAUUACUCUUUUGUUUGGAGGUAGCUAGAGCUUUCAACACAUAUUUCAUAUCGCGCGCAAAUAGGGCAUUUUUUGAAAACAUUUUUAGAUCCAUCAAUUGUUGUAUCCUAGAGGACACAAGUCAUCAAUUUUUUUUUUUUGUCCUUGAGAAUUUUUAUGUGUCAAGGACGAGGACACAGAAUGCUGCUAGUAUGUAAAAUUUACAGUACACUUUCAGUUUGAGACUAUCUUGCUCUGUGGCUUAUUUUCAUAAUUUCUAAUUAAAAUAAUAUUAUUUGUACAUGUACUGUCAAUGGGUAAUUUUUUUUUAAUAAUGGGUAACAUGUACAUGUAUUUGCUAAAAAGGCCCAAAAAAUUGUCUUUAAUAAUGUUACUAUUAACUUGCAUUCUUUAGGUACCUAAUGGUAUUGCAAUUGAGGGAAGAUCUUCUCAAGGGAAGGUGAGAAAACCAGUUCCGUAUUGAAUAAAAUAAGUACACAUAAGCUGUGUUCGUAAUGGCAACAGUGCUGAGUGGAUUCCAAUUCAGUCUGUAAUCAUAUGAGUGAUUGUAAAAUUGGACGACAGCAUAGUGGGAGUCUGAUUUGUUUAAUGAUGAGUAUGAUUACAGACUGAAGUGGACGAUACAAAGUUCUGUUCUAAGGUGCCAGUAAUAUUAAUCAUAACUUUAACAAAAUUUGUGAUAUAUCAGGGUUGGCACAGUCUUGAAAAGUCCUUAAAUUUCUCUGGUAUUCCAGGCCCUGGAAUAAUUAUUAUUCUACACAAAAUAAUUAAUAAAAUAAAUAAAUAAAUAAAUAAUUAAUUAAUUAGUUAACUGGAUAUUUUAUGUUUCGCAUUCUCAGGUUGCAGUGUUCUGUUCCAAUCCAUGCUCUGCUUGGCUCAUUUGUUGUACAAGGUAGAUUUACCAAUGUCAUUCACUCCCAUGCUGUUGAUGCUAAAAUUCAUUUAAAACACAGGGAGCCUUGUGUUCUAGCAACUUCACUUCUGGCACUGUCGCUAGUUAGAACCAGCAUUUCAACACAUUUUUGUUUUCUUCUUCUUUUACCCACCCUAAACAAUAGCUGAAAUGGGAGACUAUGAACCCGAAGAUCAUGGAGAAGAUGCCCGUUAUCUCUCAGACUUUAAGUUCUGUCCCAAACAGGUAGAUUGUUAAGUUCUGUUCUCGGUAUGUUAAAUAUUUUAUUAACCCAAGUACAUACAAUGUUAGAGUAACAGGAUUAAUGCAAUCAGUAAAUAUUAAUUAAUAUUAUAUAACAUGUAUAGUGUAGUUGCUGAGCCUUCCUCUACUGUAAUGUAUGUGUAAUAAUCUUUAGUAAAGUUAAUUAUUGUGUAGAUGUGAGGUUACAAACAGUACAGUGUGGUUCAGCACACUGGGGCCCUAUAGACAAAUCUUUCUUUUGUAAACAUUCCUUGCCCUAUUUACAUGGCCUUUGCUACAUGUACAUAUAUAAUUAAUUUUAAUAACACAACAUCUCUGAAUAAUGGUAGAGCAUAACCAUGUUACAUAAACCCAAAGUACUGAACAAUUUCAGAGAAAUUCUCGUUUCUAAAAACUCAAUUAUUAAUGUUUUUCACCACCUGGCAAUUUUGCAGUCUUUGAUGGCUGCUAUUUUCUUUGAUGUUGCUUCCAAAAACCUGUUAAGUGCACAAUUUUCUUGAGUUUAAUAGUCAGCUCUUUAAUUUUUAAAGUUUAAUUGUUUACACUGUGAUGCCUUCUAUGGGUUACUUAAUGUACUGAUGAGCAAACAAGUAAUAAUUACUUAACAAUGAUUUGCUUAAUGCAGAGCAUUAGAUUGUACACAGCCAAGUGCAGUUAAAAACUAUAAACAAUGCUGCUCUGUGGCUUUUACUCUGACUGUACAGUACGGCUCAAAAGUAAGUUACCAGUCGCGUCUCAUUUCCUGUGUGACGAGAAUCGCAUAGCACGAGAAUCAUCGAACCAGAAAGCGAAUUUUAAUAUGCAACAGUCUACACAUCGCAGAGGUAAAACUGUGUUCCCGUGUCAGUCACAGUAAAGCUUUACCAUGGCUUGGCGCACGCUACUGGUGUACACGAGCGUAACACCGUGCCGUACGCACGAUUCGCGCUCAAGAAAAGGCACGGUUUUGUGCCAAAGCACGGGAAAAAAACAUGCAAAGGCACAGAUUAGGCACACUUUAGGCACAGUUAAGGCACGUUUUAAAUAUUGCUAAGGCACACUUUAGGCACAGUUUUGGCACGGUUUAGGCACGGUUUGGGCACAAAUAUUCAACGCUGGGCACUUUUUUGAAAAUCUUUGUAACCCGACUUGCAAAAAAGAACAAACUUGGUACGAAUUACAAAAAUAAUUCAGAUCAAACACGAUACAGUUAGAAGUAUAGGAAGUGUAAGUUUUGAGCCGCGCCGAAAGUCUGGAAAAUUAAAGUAUUCUUCGACAGUCCGUAUUUACUCCGAGGAUAAAGUGGAAAUUCACACGCGAUAUAUGCCGGUCUGAACCUUCUUGAUUGCCAUGUAGCCUGCAAAAACAUCCGUUUCUCCUUGGUCUUUGCCACUGGGGACGUUUCGCGCGGAGGAACGUCUGCGACUCAGCGGCAGAAAUUCCAUACUGAUGACAUAAAAUCUGUCCGGAAUCUGGUCAGAAGAGCUGAUUGGUCGAAGGGGUAGUUACAUUGUUUUAGCUAUUGUUUACGAAUGACAGACAAAAGACAAAAGGUCACAAAGGUCAAAUGUAAACGGGAAGAAUCUCGUGUAAAACAGUCAAUAUUUGUGGAAUAUACUCUUCUCUAGAAGAAGCGUUUGAGUUUUUUUUGGACUCGUUGGCAGAUGAACCCAACACUUUACCAAAAUCGACCAGAAGACACGUAAAAUUGGACAAAUUUGUAUUUGGAACCCCAUGACUACCGGAUUUAUUAUGUAAACAUUGAUUUGCGUCAUCAGUAUGGAAUUUCUGCCGCUGAGUCGCAGACGUUCCUCCUCGCGAAACGUCCUCAGCGGCGAAGAGCGAGGAGAAACGGAUGUUUUCGCAGGCUAAUUGCCAUGCAAUUUUAUAGACUUGCUUUCUUUCGUUUCUAAAAGAAAUCGUGAAAGAAAGUCGAAGCCAUAAUAACAAAAACAAAGCUAAAGAAGUGAGGCACAAAAAUAGCCAAUAAAAGUCGUAGAAAAUACUUUUUGCGAUCGCGGUAAAAUUGGCCUGAAUUUGCAUAACAACAUGAGAAGUACAGAGUGGUAAUUUGAAACCUUCAUGCCAACGCGUGUUAUUUUUAAAUACAAAAUGCGGCUGGUUUUUAAAAAUAUUUCUCUAACUAAAAAAGUAGGAUUUACACUGUAGUAAAAUAAUUCAAGCUGCUUGUUUGUUUUUGUUUUCUGGCUCUGUUAGCAAAUUAAGCUUUGAUCGUAUAAUAAUUGAUGAGACGUGCCAUUUAUUUCAUCAAAACUCAUCGGGCGCAAUCAAUUUUUUUUCUUUCAUUUUAUAAGUCAUAUCACAAGUAAAUUCUUUUUUUUGAAUGCAAAUCUGCCCUCCUGAAAAAAACAAAUAUUUCGCUUUCAACUAAACGCCCAUUAAGAAGGGGAGAAGAAACCUACUUGGAAAUUUUUUAACAUCGAUGAAAUUAGCAUAAUAUCAACAAUGUAAUUGCAUGCUGAGCACUUACUUUAAAUACGCUAACCUGUUUAAGAUUCCAUUUUCCUGUUUGUCGGGGCUUUCCCUGCUGUCUCAAACCGUAUUCUGAGUCAUGUUAUUUCUUAUUAUGGGAUAAAAAGGUCGUCAGACCGUGUUUCUAGACUUCAGUAAACCUCAAAACUGACAUAAUUGCCGUGGCGCCCUUUUCGUUCGCUGUGGAGCUCGAUAGGCUGGACACGAUUUUCCGAGUGACUCAAUAUUUUGGCACAACUUGUGCACAGAUUAGGCACAGUUUGGGCACAACUUAGGCACGGCUUAGGCACGUUUUUCAAAACUAAAAUGCACACUUUAUGCACAUCUUAGGCACAUUCUAGGCACAAAAUCUUUAUGCCUAAGCACACUCUAGAAUCCGAUUUUCGAUCCAACGCACGGUUUACAAGUUUUCACAUUAAAAAAAUGCUGUCUAACCUUACAUAUUUGAUCUUAGCGUAAAAAUGGGUUUCCCGAAUUCUUAACAGUUAGUCUAUAAGGAAAAUUUAACUUAUGAGCAUUCCAAAAAUUAUUAUUUCUUCUCUUAACAAUAAUAGAAAGUCAAUGAAAAGCAAUCUUUUAAAUUGACGUCAACGUUCAUACACAGAGAUCGAUGUAGACAGAACAUCUUUCUGAAAACGCCCUAAACUUUGUUGUUUUGCCAUUAUGUUCAGUAAUUUUUAAUACAGUUAGUACUCAUAAGUCACUGACCUCUUCGGAGAAAUUUUUGCAAAGUACCAUUAACAGAAACAGAGAAAUCCCACAAUAUGCGUGGUUAGACUGUAAAUGUUACGCGAGCAGUUAAAAAAUGGUCCCAUUUUGAGCCAUAUUUUUCAUAUUUCAAUUUUAUUUUGGUCUUACAGCCAGGAAAAAAAUAUUCAGUGAAAAGCUGUGUAUAAACUUUAACUUCUUGCCAAAUAUCGAUGCGAUCUGAGUUUUAAUAAGUUCAUAAGAGCCAAACGAUGUGAGAUUCUUAGCUGUGUACACCAGUAGCGUGCGCCAGGCCCCAUCGAUUCUUGAAAUCGCUGAAGAAUUGCGGCCAUGACACAAAGUUAAUGUAUUUACAGUUUGUAGGCCAUCACGCGCUAGGAAAAUUGCGUCCUGUGCUACAGGAAUCGCGUUGCGCGCGACGUGAUUCGCGACUCGCAAGAGGGUGGUAACUUUCUUUUGAGUGGUACUGUAGCUUUGGUACUUACUGUACACUGCUGCUUUGAAAUGUGGUUAUUGAUGUUUUGUUUGUUUGUUUGUUUUUUUUCCAGCCUAAUGAGAUGCUUCAGAAGGUACAUGAGUUUCACAAAAAACACAGGUAAAUUAGCACCUACAGUGUGUAGGUUAAUAAUGUGCAGCUACUGCUUACUCUAAUCGGUAUAGGAAUUAGGGGUGUAACGAUUCAUAUUCCUUGCGGUUCGAUUCAAUUUCGAUUAGUACCUUUCGAUUUCGAUUAUUUCGAUUUGAUUGUGUGAAUGUUUCUUUAUUCUUAUAACAUAACGGGUAAUGUAAACAACAUGCAGCCCUAAAUCCUCAAUUUGAGAAUAGUAGCACGGACAGGAGGAUUCACAGUCGCUUGGUUUGUCGCCAUGGUUGAGAACCUGACAAAGAGCGUGUCACACAUAGUUUGCCUUAUUUGGAAAUUCUCAAGGGGUGGUUGAAGGACAGCAUUUUUACCAGGCAACACAAAAUGGCGCACAAAAUGCUAUCGUCUUUGCUCGUCAAUCAUAAACCCACAAUUUAAAGUGUUCUGGAUUCCGAUUUUACAAUAUAAUAACUCACUAAGGGCACCCUGGAAAAGGUGUGCAGAAAUCAAACCAAAAUCUAAACGUGGAAGCAAAGAAUCGUGAAUCGAACCGAACGAUCAUGAUCAUGAUUAAUCGAGAAUUAGAUUAAUCGUUACACCACUAAUAGAAAUAAUUAUGAGUUCUGUUGAUAGAGCGCUUGACUACAGAGCCCAAUAUCACAAGGCUCGAUUCUCGGGGCCUGACUGAUACUGAGGGCCUUAAAAGAACUGAGAAGUGAGGGAGAAAUGAGGUCAAGUGGGGGAUGAGAUCUUUACAUGGCUUAGCUGAAGCGCAAAAAAUGUGUUGUCUCUGAUUCAGUAGUGGAUGUAAAAUAUUAGUGUCCUCAAUUAGUAUGGUCUCGCUAAAACCUAAAGUAAAUUUUUUUUUGCAUUUUGGUUCACAAUUUCCUUAGGGGAAUGACACCUGAGGAUGCGGAGCUGCAGUAUUUGGACAAUGCAAGGAAGCUUCCACUUUAUGGAGUUGACCUGCACACAGCUGUGGUGUGUACAGUUUUGUUUUGAUACCUUUGGCUACUUGGAAGCUAAAAAAUAUAAUGAGCAGCAGCUGUCAUAAUAAAAACCACCAUCACAAGACGUAUGGUGGAGACCCAACCAUUUUAUUAUAUGUAUAUGAAAGUAUGCCCCCUUUUUUGACUUGAAGUAAAAGAUUUUCUCAGCCUUUUUUUUGCGGUCAGUGUAAAACGCAGACUGCGGACUACAGACUGCAGACCAGGGGUAAAAUGCAGACUGUGUGUAUAAUGCAGACUGCAUGCAGACUGAGAGUAAAACACAGGCUGGGGUAAAAUGCAGACUGAGUAUAAACUGUAGGCGUGGUCUCGUGGAAAGGUUUAAAAAGGGCAAACCCCCCCCCCCAAAAAAAAAUACAUGUAAUCGAACACUACUUGCUUACUUGACGACAUCUCCUUCACAAAUCCAUUCCUUUCUUCUCUGGAAUGUCGUCGAUGACCCAAAAACAUGAUCACAAUCUUGAACCUUUUUUAAACCUCACGCUACAACUUUAGACGCGAAGUUUUCGAUACUGCAUGACCAGGGACCAUGAAUUGGUACAGCACCACAAUGUUUAUGCUUAAGUGAAAGCUGCUGACCCAAAAUACUGUACAGGAAGAAUUAUAGCGAUAAAAAAGGGAGUAAUAAUCAUUCCAACAACAAGGAAAAAUGUUCUAUUGCAAAUCAAGUACGCAGACCAGCUGUUCGGAUGUUCAUUGAAACUUCUGGCGAAUGUGCAAUGCACUUCUUCUAGGAAGCAAAGUGUGUGUAACUGAUACCGGCUAGCUAUUUCACCCAUUUGGAGAAGAAGGAGCACAAUUAAGUGUUUAAAAAAGUCUAGUCUUUAUUCUGCAUUUUGCACCCAGCCUGCGUUUUACUCUCAGUCUGCAGUCUGCAUUUUACACUUACUCUGCAUUUUAGCCCUGGUCCGCAGUCUGCAGUCUGCAGUCCGCAGUCCACAGUCUUCCUUUUACACUGACCUUUUUUUUUGUCUUUUGAGAACCUCCUUGAUGCAGUCGUGUAUGUUGUUGAUACAUUUGACAAACAAGUUGGUUCUGUUUUAAAGCUUUGAAAAGUCCAUGUAGCCAGUUGACGGUAUUUAUUUUCUGGUUACUGGUACACAAAACUGAUCAAAGCACUCUAUGGGUUAUCCAGGUUAUCCACUUAUUCCUGUUGCAUGGAGGAAACUCACUGUUUCAUUUGACUCUGAUUUUGACUUUGUUGUUUGCCUUUUAGGAUGCAGAAGGACAGAAUGUAAUCAUAGGAGUGUCAGCUUGGGGAAUUCAUAUCUUUCACAACAGUCGAUUGAUCAACAAGUUUGUAUGGUAUGUUACUUCACUUUUCGAUAAGAUGUAAACUCUUGAGUAAAAAAUGUAACUGAUGUGUAUGUUUUUCGCUUCUGUAAAUGGCCCUAACAGACUUCUCAGGAAACAUAGGUUUCCUCAGUGGGUUCACAUCUGUAGGUUGUAAUUGGUGGAUCUUGAUCCAUUUUAUUUUGUUUUGUGGCAAUAAUGGUUGGUGGUAGCAAAAAACGCAACUGCUGGUUAAAUUUUUAACUUUUAUUUCAGUUUGCAUGUUAUUGAAAGGCGGAGUUAACCAAAGUAUGAAAAAUAUUAUUCCAGUACGAGAUACAAGUUACCUCCUCAGUUGUUGUUGUUGUUUUUUUGCUGUUUAGUGCACUAAAAAUACUAGCCAUACACUCUGGAAACAAGCAAAGCAUUCAGGAUUCAGUGCUAAGCUAUUAUUUGCUUAGAUUACAUGUAGCAAAUUAAACUUAUAGGCCUGCUAUCACUAUAAUUUAUGUGUUACAGGUCAAUAUUAAUAGGUUUAAAAAAUUUUAAUCUCAAUUUUCUUUAUCCCCUAUCCCUAAUUCGUGAAUAAUCUGGGCUAUGAGACAAAGGAAAUUGAGAAUCAACCUUGGUAAAACAAUUUUAACCUGAAACCUAAAAAUUUUAACUUGAAUUUAAUUAUGCAACACGUGAUGUUCCAACUGUUUUGUUCAAUCAACUGCAGUGUUUAUUUUCUUCAACAGGCCCAAAAUAGUGAAAAUCGCCUUUAAAAAGAAGAAGUUUACAUUGUCAAUCAGGCCAGCAAGUGAGGUUAGAACUCUUAUUUAUAACAGGAUAAGUUGUUCUCAACCCCCUCCCCACGGCACCAACUCUCGCAGUAACGGAAACCUCAUAAAAAUGGCCAAAUAAGGCAUUAUUAUACGUUUCUGGGAAACUAUCCACCUAACCCUCCCCCAAGCCAAUAUUAACACUUACUUCUCACUUAGGGCCAAAUGUUGGCUUAGGGGAGGGGUAGGUGGGCAGUUUCCCAGAAAUGUACAUAAUGAUCCCAGAUGGACUUAGAGUUGAUCCCUGCUAAUCGUCAGUCAUUUUAGGCAGGUAUUUAUUUUUUUCUUCUUUUAUCUAAGUUGGACACUUCUUUGGGACAGAUACUUAGUCUUAAUGGUGAAUUCCUCGGAGAGAGAAACUGUUAAUCUUCAUGAGUCCUCCUCAUUUUGUAACAAGAAAAUAAUUGUUGAACCCAUCCCCCUAUCUUUUACACCCCUGCCCUCCUAACAUUUCCUUCACAAAUUUGUCAAAAUCAUCAGUCUUGUGCUUUUCACUUAUUAUUAAGGCUUUUUGACUGGUGCAGUUUUUGAGUAUGUGUCCUCCUUUCCAGGAAGUCCAGAGUUAAUUUCCAUGUGUGACCUGAAAAUCUUGUUUUAACUUUCUGUGUACAUGUACGUUUAAGUAGCUCUAAAGUAAUGAGUUGAGCAGUGAUGAAGAGAUGCAUGUAAAAUAAGCGCAUUGUAGUCCUCAGGUUUGUAAGUGAAAUGACGCUUUUUUGGUGUUUCUUGGUUUUUCUGAAACCAUUGUCAGUUAGGUAUUGUGUUUUAGUGUGGGUAAUUUUCAACGUCAUUUCAAUUUUUUUUUCGAGCUACUGACUUAGCAAAAGGGCCCUCUAUUCACUUCACCCUUUAUUAAAGCGGCAUCUGAUAGUAUAUGUACAAAAUGUAUCUAAUACUUAUUCCACAGAACGAUUAUUACGGAGGGACAGUACUAAGUUUUAAACUCGCAAGCUUAAGGGCAACAAAAAGACUCUGGAAAGUUGGAGUGGAACACCAUUCAUUCUUCAGACUUUCACAGGCUGAUCUGCCACCCAAAGAUGUUGGAUUCAUCAAACUUGGCUCCAAGUUUAGAUACAGGUUCGAAAAAAGAAUGUUGUUACUGUUGUUGUUGUAAUAAUAAUAAUAAUAAUAAUAAUAAUAAUAAUAAUAAUAACAAUAAUAAUAAUUUUUAUAAUGAAAAAAUUUUAUUGACAACAAAGCUAACUAUUAAAAUCCUAUUUACAAUUAAUUCGCUUGAGAAAAGAAAAACUAUUCAUAAUUAAUAAUAAUAAUAAUAAUAAUAAUCAUUAUUAUUAUUUUUGUUGUUGUUGUUAUUAUUAUUAUUAUUAUUAUUAUUAUUAUUAUUACUAUUUCUUGCUUUGUGUGCUGGCUGAUCUCAUACCGAUUUAUUUGCCAAGAGAGUGAUUCAUAACCCAUGACCACUAAAAGGCCCCUUCGAGUUCACCUCCUUCCUCUAUAACUCUAAAACUUUUCUUAAAAUUCUUGCUGUUCCGGUAGUAAUGUAUUUUUUUGAGUUUGAAAUACCAAUUCUUAUGUCCAACUUUUCCGAAACAAAACAAAACAAAAAUCGAUGACUGAGCUAGUUGUGUCUUUUUUUUUUAUUGAGUUAAAAAAACGUCUUUUGAUAUAGGAGAUUUUUAUACUUAUGUACAACAUGCAGUGUUGGGCCCUAACUUAAGUUAGUCUUGGAGAGAGAGUUACGGUGGCCCAGAAGGGUCACACAUGCAAAUUAAAAAUGUUGCUGCAAAUUAAAAAUUUUACCUGCAAAUUAAAAAUUGUACAUGCAAACUAAAAAUAUUACCUGCAAAUUAAAUAAUUUAUAGUACAUGCAAACUAAAAAUUGUGCUGCAAAUUGAAAAUAGAAAACAUAUCGAUGCAAAUUAAAAAUGAAAAGUCCUGCGCGCGCAGUAUGACUGAUGAGGACCUGGUCCGACCCGUACGACCUGGCCUUACAGCCGUCGGCCCAUUCAUGUUCCAUGUUUGUAAUAUUUUUAGUUUGCAUGUACAAUUUUUAAUUUGCAUGUCCUCUUUUUUAAUUUGCAGCAACAUUUUUAAUUUGCAGGUAAAAUUUUUAGUUUGCAGCAACAUUUUUAAUUUGCAUGUGUGAGCCUUCUGGGCCACCGUAGAGAGUCCUAAGAACCCUAAAAAGCUGUUACACAGCCAUGUUAAUACCUGGUUAAUUGAUUGGUGACCGGCCGUUUCGCCAACGAGUCGUUUCGCCGACCUCCUGUUCGCUGAAGUUUUGGAUUGUUUCGCUUACGUGUUUUAAGUCGUUUCGCUAACGUGUUAUCAGUCGUUUCGUUGACCAGUUUUCACUGAUGGUUUGUCGACAUUGGCUGUGAUUUAAGCUUAGCUAAGCUAAGCCUUUUUUAUCUGUGUGUUUUGUUUUCUUCAGUGGGCGAACUCAACACCAGGCCCGUCACAGCAAGGAGGUGAACCGGGCUCAGCCAGACUUCAAACGAGUGUCAAGCGAGCGAUUUUCGUCGAAAGUUCUUGAAGGUAGGUCUCCAGAACAUAACUAGAAAAAUUCCAGUUUCAUAAUUCGUAGUCCCAGCGAGCUUGAAUAUCUCUCGGUUGCUCACUUGUUUAUGUUGCUGUGUUCAAAACUUAGGUAACCGCAGAUCAGAACCAUUGAAGGCAAUACCUAGAGUAGAAGAAGAGAACGGAGAAGAAAAGAAAGAUGAAGAGAAACCUGUU